Messenger RNA from Cyphellophora europaea CBS 101466, 645 nucleotides. RefSeq lists its product as uncharacterized. The coding region runs from base 1 to 645 and encodes 214 amino acids. The record is from RefSeq and is a predicted model, not a curated record. The transcript has a single exon. NCBI's taxonomy places the organism in Eukaryota, Fungi, Ascomycota, Eurotiomycetes, Chaetothyriales, Cyphellophoraceae.
AUGACUACAAAUGCCAUUAAUGCAUUUCCGGGCGGUAUCGUUCGCCUCGACUCACCCUCGAUACGAGCUAUUCGAGCGCCUCACAUUCCGGAUAAAACACUCAUCGAUCCACUUGUCAAGAUCUUUCCACACGCCCCGAUACUUCUCCUCUCCGCUCUCGCUGCGUGGCUCAUCAUUGACAUCUGGUCCGAAAAUGCUAUCAUUACCUCUCCCUCCUGUGGAAGAGAUGCGGAGCUCACUACUGAAGAUGUCUUGCAGUCACAACCAGCCGUGGACAUUUGGCCAGCAGCUUACAAGAUAUCCUCGCCAUUGCCUCCCAGCCUUGCACAAGUCGCGCCUUCACCAGAAGUGCAGGCGUACCUCGCCUAUGCGUGGGAUGCUACUUCCCCCAUGAGACAAAUCCCAAAUAAGGCACGUUCCCUGCUCGGAAUCAGCGACACAGCGGUACUCAAUGAGGGGCUGUUGAAGGCACACGAGGCUGGUUUGAUACGCCGACUACGCGUUAUCCGGCCAUCGAUCGGUGUCAUCGGACAGAAGCUUUUGGUAGCACUACGAGGAUCAUGGGACGAGGACUUAUGGAAGUGCCUGAAAGUCAUGGUUGAGGUUAUUGAAGAGAGCCCUGCUGGUCUGGGUUUCGAUGUUUGA